CUCUCUCUCUCUCUCUCUCUUCCCCCCAAACCCAAACCCAAACAACCCCCAAAAACCAUCACACACACACACACACUCACUCUCUCUCUCUCUCUCUCUCUCUCUCUCUCUAUAUCCAAAACGACCACGCAGCAGCGCUUACUUUCUUCCAUCCCAUUCCAACCCAUAAAAUAAAAAAAAUAAAAAAAUUAUAUUUAUUAAAAAAAACAAACGCAGCUAAGCAUCAGCACCAAACUGGUUUUGGUUUUUUUUUUUUUUUUUUUUUUCAAUUUCAAUUUCCAAAAUCCAUGUCUAAUUCCGACGGACCUAGUAACGGCGUCACUAACGGCGGCGGCGCUUCGGUUGCCGAGCCUCAAAGACAGCAACAGCAGCAGCAGCCGCCUGGUAACGGAGCUUUAGCCGUUAAAAAACCGCCCUCUAAGGACCGACACAGUAAGGUGGAUGGACGGGGUCGGCGUAUCCGUAUGCCUAUAAUAUGCGCCGCCAGAGUUUUCCAGCUCACCCGUGAGCUUGGCCAUAAGUCUGACGGUCAAACCAUUGAGUGGCUUCUCCGUCAAGCCGAGCCGUCUAUCAUAGCCGCCACUGGCACUGGCACCACUCCUGCCAGCUUCUCCACCGUUUCCGUCUCCGUCCGCGGUGGCGGCGCCGGAGGAGUCUCCGCUUCACUCUCUUCCUCUUCCACUUCUUCGGCUUCUUUAGACCAUAAGCCGCUGCUGGGUCCCACGCCUUUUAUACUCGGCAAGCGCGUGAGACCCGACGAUGGGGUUGCCAAGGACGGUGAUGGCGGAGAUGGAGGGGUGUCUGUUGUGGGUCCGACGAUGGGCUCCAUGGUGGGUCCGGCGACGACUACGCCUGGUGGCUUUUGGGCCCCGCACUUCGGUCAAGUGUGGAGCUUCGCGGCGGCGGCUCAUCCGGAUAUGGUGGGUCAGCCGGCGGCGGUUUCGCAGCAGCCGCCUUCGUUGUUCGUUCAGCAGCAGGCAAUUGGAGAAGCGUCGGCGGCGAGGGUGGGAAAUUACCUUCCGGGGCAUCUGAAUUUACUAGCUUCUUUGUCGGGUGGGCCAGGAAGUUCGGGUCGGAGAGACGACGACCCUCGCUGAUUUUUCGGGGGGUUCCGAAUUUUCGGGUCGCCGGGGUGGGGAAAGGUGGAGGUGUGGCUCAGUAUGUAUAAAUAUGUGUAUGUUUACUGGCUUUUUUUUUUUUUUUUUUUUUUUUUUUUUUUGGUUGUGUGUGCGUGGGGAUUUGAGAGGAAUUUUUUUUUUUUUUUUUCGGGUUCAGUGAAUUUUUAGGGUUAGAGUUUUUAUUAGCUUUUGUUUUGAAAAAUUAGGGUUUGUGGAAAUUUGGGAAUUUUAAGCAUGUACGAAUUGCAAUUCAAUUAGGGUUUUAGGGGUUCAAAAAUUGUUUUAGGAUUUUGGAGGGGUUUUGUUUGGAAAGGAAAGAGGGAGCAAAGAAUCAAGGGUCCUCUGGUGGUGGAGGGUUGGAUUCGCUAUUGUAAUCUUGAAGUUUUCUUUUUCCCCCUCAAUUAUUUGUUGUUAUCCAGAAUUUGGGUGAUUUUUAAUAUUUUGGACAUUUCAUCAAUUGGAGUAAUCUUAGAAAUAAGCAGCGUGUUUGGGAAGAUGUAGUCCGUUGUUGUUGCUGGUUUUGUGGAAAAGUGGAGAUUUUUCUUCACACUGGGUUAUGAGUUUGAAGUUUGAAGAUUUGGUGUUUGAGGAAAUGUCUCAGUCUCCAUAAAAAUAGGUGUGCUAGCUUUUAGUCCUUGCCAUUGCAGCAAUUAAUGAGCUUGAAAUUGGGUGGUUCGAUACGUGGGUAUGCUCAUUUUGUAAUCAAAAUGGCCCCCUUGAAAGUCCGAUGCUUGAAGAGUAUGGAUGUUGUUGCAAUGCUAUGUUGUUCCUUGCAAAUUGCAAUAGCGAAUGGGAUGAUAUUAUCAAACUCUCUUGGCUGCAACAGUAUGAUAUCGGGAUUGGCAGUUCUUGAAGAGGUUGCAAGUUAUUUGGAUAUGGUUUGGGAUUGGUUCUUGUUCUCUCUUUCUGGCUUCAUACUUUAUGUUGUUUGAUUGAAUGAUCUUUGGAAGGGUGACUAGCAUGUGAAGGAUAAAAGCUGUUGGCUCCUCUCUCUGGCAAAAGUUUUGCAUACCUAGAAUCGAUGGACUACAUUUGCCCCGUCAUUGGCAAGUUUGUCCACGACUUAGGAAGUGGGACGGGAGCUGUUCAGCUUGAAGCUUUACAUGCUUGUAUUCAAAAUUUUCCAAUCGGAAAUGUCCCCCAAAAAGGGGACCUCUGUCUUAUGGACCUGGACCAUAGUAAAUGGGUCACGUAACUCAAUUUGAGGUGUUUUUGUGGGCUCUUGUAGCCACAAUAGUAUAUCAAACAGAGACUCCUGAUUGGUCAGCUAUUACUGCUUCAUUCAGAUAAUCACCCACUUGUUGGUGGUUGCCAUUUAUGUUGGUUAGUAGGGUAAGAUGUCUGAUUAUCCAUUGUUUAUA
Messenger RNA from Ziziphus jujuba (common jujube), 2479 nucleotides. Its product is annotated as transcription factor TCP7. NCBI's taxonomy places the organism in Eukaryota, Viridiplantae, Streptophyta, Magnoliopsida, Rosales, Rhamnaceae. The coding region runs from base 288 to 1097 and encodes 269 amino acids. Gene Ontology annotation, cellular component: nucleus. Gene Ontology annotation, molecular function: sequence-specific DNA binding; DNA-binding transcription factor activity. The transcript has 4 exons. The record is from RefSeq and is a predicted model, not a curated record. Gene Ontology annotation, biological process: regulation of circadian rhythm.